CCCCAGAGCUAACUUCAGCAUGCUCAAAAGGAAGCAGAGUUCCAGGGUGGAGGCCCAGCCGGUCACUGACUUUGGUCCUGAUGAAUCUCUGUCGGACAAUGCAGACAUACUCUGGAUUAACAAGCCAUGGGUUCAUUCUCUGCUGCGCAUCUGUGCCAUCAUCAGCGUCAUUUCUGUCUGCAUGAACACGCCCAUGACCUUCGAACACUACCCUCCUCUGCAGUACGUGACCUUCACCCUGGACACUCUGUUGAUGUUUCUCUACACGGCAGAGAUGAUAGCAAAAAUGCACAUCCGGGGGAUUGUCAAGGGGGAUAGUUCCUAUGUGAAAGAUCGCUGGUGUGUUUUUGAUGGAUUUAUGGUCUUUUGCCUUUGGGUUUCAUUGGUGUUACAGGUAUUUGAAAUCGCUGAUAUAGUUGAUCAGAUGUCCCCUUGGGGCAUGUUACGGAUCCCACGGCCACUAAUUAUGAUCCGGGCAUUCCGGAUUUAUUUCCGAUUUGAACUACCAAGGACCAGAAUUACAAAUAUUUUGAAGCGAUCAGGAGAACAAAUAUGGAGUGUUUCCAUUUUCCUCCUUUUCUUUCUACUUCUUUAUGGAAUUUUAGGAGUUCAGAUGUUUGGGACAUUUACCUAUCACUGUGUAGUAAAUGACACAAAACCAGGAAAUGUAACCUGGAAUAGUUUAGCUAUCCCAGAUACACACUGCUCACCAGAGCUGGAAGAAGGCUACCAGUGCCCCCCAGGAUUUAAAUGCAUGGACCUUGAAGAUCUGGGACUUAGCAGGCAAGAGCUGGGCUACAGUGGCUUUAAUGAGAUAGGCACCAGCAUCUUCACCGUGUACGAGGCUGCAUCCCAGGAAGGAUGGGUAUUCCUCAUGUACAGAGCCAUCGACAGCUUUCCCCGCUGGCGUUCCUAUUUCUACUUCAUUACCCUUAUUUUCUUCCUUGCCUGGCUUGUUAAGAAUGUGUUUAUUGCUGUCAUCAUUGAAACAUUUGCAGAAAUCAGGGUACAGUUUCAACAGAUGUGGGGAUCUAGAAGCAGCACUACUUCGACAGCCACGACGCAGAUGUUUCACGAAGACUCCGCUGGCGGGUGGCAGCUGGUAGCUGUAGACGUCAACAAACCCCAGGGACGUGCCCCAGCUUGCCUCCAGCAAAUGAUGCGGUCAUCCGUCUUCCACAUGUUCAUCCUGAGCAUGGUGACUGUGGACGUGAUAGUGGCUGCCAGCAACUAUCACAAAGGAGAAACCUUCAGAAGGCAAUAUGAUGAGUUCUAUCUUGCGGAGGUGGCUUUUACGGUACUUUUUGAUUUGGAAGCACUUCUGAAGAUAUGGUGUUUGGGAUUUACUGGAUAUAUUAGCUCAUCUCUCCACAAAUUCGAGCUGCUGCUCGUAAUUGGAACCACUCUUCAUGUAUAUCCAGAUCUUUAUCAUUCUCAAUUCACAUACUUUCAGGUUCUCCGGGUAGUUCGGCUUAUUAAAAUUUCACCUGCAUUAGAAGACUUCGUGUACAAGAUAUUUGGUCCUGGAAAAAAGCUGGGAAGUUUGGUUGUAUUUACUGCCAGCCUCUUGAUUGUUAUGUCGGCAAUUAGUCUGCAGAUGUUCUGCUUCGUCGAAGAGCUGGAUAGAUUUACGACGUUUCCAAGGGCAUUUAUGUCCAUGUUCCAGAUCCUUACCCAGGAAGGAUGGGUUGACGUCAUGGACCAAACGCUAAAUGCUGUGGGACACAUGUGGGCACCAGUGGUCGCCAUCUAUUUCAUUCUGUAUCACCUCUUCGCCACUCUGAUCCUCCUGAGUUUGUUUGUCGCUGUUAUUUUGGACAACUUAGAACUUGAUGAAGAUCUAAAGAAGCUUAAACAAUUAAAGCAAAGUGAAGCAAACGCAGACACCAAAGAAAAGCUCCCUUUGCGACUUCGAAUCUUUGAAAAAUUUCCAAACAGACCGCAAAUGGUGAAAAUCUCAAAGCUUCCUUCAGAUUUUACAGUUCCUAAAAUCAGGGAAAGUUUCAUGAAGCAGUUUAUUGAUCGCCAGCAACAGGACACCUGCUGCCUCUUACGAAGCCUUCCAUCUACCUCUUCCUCAUCCUGUGAUCACUCCAAACGGUCUGCGAUUGAGGACAAGUACAUUGACCAAAAACUUCGCAAGUCUGUCUUCAGCAUCAGGGCGAGGAACCUUCUAGAAAAGGAGACCGCAGUCACUAAAAUUUUAAGAGCUUGCACUCGACAGCGCAUGCUGAGCGGAUCAUUUGAGGGGCAGCCAGCGAAGGAAAGGUCAAUUCUCAGCGUGCAGCACCAUAUCCGCCAAGAGCGCAGGUCAUUAAGACACGGAUCAAACAGCCAGAGGAUCAGCAGGGGGAAGUCUCUUGAAACUCUGACUCAAGAUCAUUCCAAUACAGUGAGAUAUAGAAAUGCACAAAGAGAAGACAGUGAAAUAAAGAUGAUCCAGGAGAAAAAGGAGCAAGCAGAAAUGAAAAGGAAAGUGCAGGAAGAGGAGCUGAGGGAGAACCACCCGUACUUCGAUAAGCCCCUGUUCAUCGUGGGUCGGGAGCACAGGUUCAGAAACUUCUGCCGAGUGGUGGUCCGAGCUCGAUUCAACGCAUCUAAAACAGAUCCUGUCACAGGAGCUGUGAAAAAUACAAAGUACCAUCAACUUUAUGAUUUGCUGGGAUUGGUGACUUACCUGGACUGGGUCAUGAUUAUCGUAACCAUUUGCUCCUGCAUUUCCAUGAUGUUCGAAUCCCCCUUCCGGAGAGUCAUGCACGCACCCACUUUGCAGAUCGCCGAGUAUGUGUUUGUGAUAUUCAUGAGCAUUGAGCUUAAUCUGAAGAUUAUGGCAGAUGGCUUAUUUUUCACUCCAACUGCUGUCAUCAGGGACUUCGGUGGAGUCAUGGACAUAUUUAUAUAUCUUGUGAGCUUGAUAUUUCUUUGUUGGAUGCCUCAAAACGUGCCUGCGGAGUCGGGAGCUCAGCUCUUACUUGUUCUCCGCUGCCUGCGACCUCUGCGGAUAUUCAAGCUGGUGCCUCAGAUGAGGAAAGUCGUUCGGGAACUUUUCAGCGGCUUCAAGGAAAUUUUUCUGGUCUCCAUUCUUUUGCUGACAUUAAUGCUUGUUUUUGCAAGCUUUGGAGUUCAGCUCUUUGCUGGAAAACUGGCCAAGUGCAAUGAUCCCAACAUUAUUAGAAGGGAAGACUGUAAUGGAAUAUUCAGAAUUAAUGUAAGUGUGUCCAAGAACUUAAAUUUAAAAUUAAGACCUGGAGAGAAAAAACCUGGAUUUUGGGUGCCACGUGUUUGGGCGAAUCCUCGGAACUUUAAUUUUGACAAUGUGGGCAAUGCUAUGCUGGCAUUGUUUGAAGUUCUCUCCUUGAAAGGCUGGGUGGAAGUGAGGGAUGUUAUUAUUCAUCGUGUGGGUCCGAUGCAUGGAAUCUAUAUUCAUGUUUUCGUAUUCCUGGGUUGCAUGAUUGGACUGACCCUUUUUGUUGGAGUAGUUAUUGCUAAUUUCAAUGAAAACAAGGGGACGGCUCUGCUGACUGUAGAUCAGAGAAGAUGGGAAGAUUUGAAGAGCCGCCUGAAGAUAGCACAGCCUCUUCAUCUGCCACCUCGCCCGGAUAAUGAUGGUUUUAGAGCUAAGAUGUAUGACAUAACCCAGCAUCCAUUUUUUAAGAGGACAAUUGCAUUACUCGUCCUGGCCCAGUCGGUGUUGCUGUCCGUCAAGUGGGACGUCGAGGACCCAGUGACUGUUCCUUUGGCAACCAUGUCGGUCGUUUUCACGUUCAUCUUUGUUCUAGAGGUUACAAUGAAGAUCAUAGCGAUGUCACCUGCCGGCUUCUGGCAAAGCAGAAGAAAUAGGUACGAUCUUCUGGUGACGUCACUCGGCGUUGUCUGGGUGGUACUUCACUUUGCCCUCCUGAACGCGUACACCUACAUGAUGGGCGCGUGUGUGAUUGUCUUCCGGUUUUUCUCUAUCUGCGGGAAGCAUGUGACACUAAAGAUGCUCCUGCUGACAGUGGUCGUCAGCAUGUAUAAGAGCUUCUUUAUCAUAGUGGGGAUGUUCCUGCUGCUGCUGUGCUAUGCUUUUGCUGGAGUCGUCUUAUUUGGUACUGUGAAAUAUGGGGAGAACAUUAACAGGCAUGCAAACUUUUCUUCAGCUGGCAAAGCUAUUACCGUACUGUUCCGAAUUGUCACAGGAGAAGAUUGGAACAAGAUUAUGCAUGACUGCAUGGUCCAGCCCCCCUUUUGUACUCCAGAUGAAUUUACAUACUGGGCAACAGACUGUGGGAAUUACGCUGGGGCACUUAUGUAUUUCUGUUCAUUUUAUGUCAUCAUUGCCUACAUCAUGCUAAAUCUGCUUGUAGCCAUAAUUGUGGAGAAUUUCUCCUUGUUUUAUUCCACUGAGGAGGACCAGCUUUUAAGUUACAACGAUCUUCGCCACUUUCAAAUCAUAUGGAACAUGGUGGAUGAUAAAAGAGAGGGGGUGAUCCCGACUUUCCGCGUGAAGUUCCUGCUGCGGCUUCUGCGGGGGAGGCUGGAGGUGGACCUGGACAAGGACAAGCUUCUGUUCAAGCACAUGUGCUACGAGAUGGAGAGGCUGCACAACGGCGGUGAUGUCACCUUCCAUGAUGUGCUCAGCAUGCUUUCCUACCGGUCGGUUGACAUCCGGAAGAGUUUGCAGCUGGAGGAGCUGCUCGCAAGGGAGCAGCUGGAGUACACCAUCGAGGAGGAGGUGGCCAAGCAGACCAUCCGCAUGUGGCUGAAGAAGUGCUUAAAGCGCAUCAGAGCCAAACAGCAGCAGUCCUGCAGCAUCAUCCACAGCCUGAGAGAGAGCCAACAGCAGGAGCUGAGCCGGUUUCUGAACCCACCCAGUAUUGAGACCACGCAGCCCAGCGAGGACCUGAACGCCAACAGUCAGGAUAACAACAUGCAACCCGAGACGAGCAGCCGGCAGCGGCUUCUGAGCCCCACGCUGUCGGACCGGGGAGCCAGUCGGCAGGACGCAGCCGAGGCCGGGAAGCCCCAGAGGAAGUUCGGCCAGUGGCGCCUGCCCUCGGCACCAAAACCAAUAAGCCACUCGGUGUCUUCGGUCAACUUACGGUUUGGAGGGCGGACCACAAUGAAAUCUGUCGUGUGCAAGAUGAACCCCAUGACAGACACAGCUUCCUGUGGUUCCGAGGUUAAGAAGUGGUGGACUCGGCAGCUGACAGUGGAGAGCGACGAAAGCGGAGAUGACCUUCUGGACAUUUAGAUGGAAGCCAGUGAAGAUGCAAGUCCACUGGUGAAAACUGACUUCUGAUAUGUUCUUUCAUUGUCCAGUGAGCAAUCCAUAAUUGAUGUAUAAUUUAAGUCCAACUUGUAACAAGAUUUUUUAAACUGAUUUCUGUCCUGCCAUAGGAAGGCAUAAAACUGGGUCUGUCAAAGCUGUGUGUGUGACGGGUUAUUAUCACGCAUUCAAGAGAAUCUGCAAAAUGGCAGUUUCGUAAUAUUAGCAACUAUACCAACUAUAUCAGAUGCAGAUCAUUCAAAAUUUCCUAUAUUCCACCUCUGUAAACUAAGGUAUAUUCACGUAUGCUCUGACGCAUUAUUUUCACCCCCUGAGAGAGUGCUUAGCCCAAAGUGGCUGAUAUUUAUGGUGCAGGAGCUGUAUCUUUAGUUCACAUUUUUCCCACUUCCUCUAGAAAUACCUCUCUUGGGAGAAUUCAUUAUUUAUGAUUGAUCUGAAAAUGUCAACACUGAGCUCAUGCUAAAAUGAGUAGUUUUACAAAUUAGAUUCUGAAUUUUAAAAAGUAUACUCUUUUUCUCAUGUUAUUUUAAAAAACAUGCACAAGCUAUUAGACAUCAGAACAAGUCAAUGUCUGUCCCCUUGGCCUGUUCCCAAGAGAACUGCGUGUGCAGCUACCAAGCAAAGAAAUGGGCCCAAAGAGCUGACUGGUUUAAAACAAACCUGUACAUGGAUCACUUGGGGGUACAUAGUUACUUAAAGAUGUUGAGUUUCUUAAAAAGCCUUUUAAUAAUAGAGUUUAGCAAAAAAAAAAGUAAAACUACAUGAUUCAGCUCAUUUUAAAAAUCUUUGCAUGUGUGAUGUUACCCUUGGCUUCAUCUCUUACCCAAGGUAGGUCUGUUUUGCCAUAAAUCAGCAAAGAAAUUGAGUCGCCCCCCACACACUAUUGCAGUGUUCAAUUCAAAAUGAUGACCUUGCUACCAGACUCUCCUAUAGAAAUAAUGGUACUUUCCAAAAUCUCACUCCCAGCUCACAAUUUCUUUAUCUCACAGCUCAAUUGUAUAUGUUUCACACAUCAGCUGUCCAUGUCCUCUGGAUGCAACAGUGGUUCUUUUAUGCUGGGUCAACCAUGUAGAAGUGCAUUUGGGCCUUUAACUACACAAUUCUUGAUUGGAGAUUUGCUGUUUAGAUUACUUUUUAUUUAUUUAUUUAUUUAUUCAUUUAUUUAUUUUUGGCUACCUUGGGUCUUUGUUGCUGCGUGCGGGCUUUCUCUAGUUGCGGCGAGC
Aethalodelphis obliquidens (Pacific white-sided dolphin) is the source of this 6492-nucleotide messenger RNA. It is a transcript of the gene NALCN, whose product is annotated as sodium leak channel, non-selective. The coding region runs from base 20 to 5233 and encodes 1737 amino acids. The transcript is spliced from 43 exons. Gene Ontology annotation, biological process: positive regulation of synaptic transmission, GABAergic; positive regulation of synaptic transmission, cholinergic; monoatomic ion transport. The record is from RefSeq and is a predicted model, not a curated record. Gene Ontology annotation, molecular function: monoatomic cation channel activity. Gene Ontology annotation, cellular component: plasma membrane. NCBI's taxonomy places the organism in Eukaryota, Metazoa, Chordata, Mammalia, Artiodactyla, Delphinidae.